AUGGAAUCAUACGCUGUGCUCCUCCUACCGUUCUUCUUGGCCGUAACAAUUGACAUUACGACGCAAUGCCCCUCCAAUGGCAACGGUGCGAAGGCUGCACACAAAUCUGGCGAGGUGGCCGACCAGGCUGCCCCGAUAACGCUGGCGACCAUUAGAAAGAAGCUGAAGGAGAGCAAGAUCUUCGACUUCGACGACCCCACGCUUAACGACAGGGAGAGGAAGGAACUCAGCAAGCUGUUCGAGACCAUCGAAAUCAUGAUCGCGGCUAGGGCCCGUCAGCCUUUCAGUGUCCAGAAUAUGUUCGCCACGCUACGCCUGGUCGAGCGAGUAGUUAAGAACCAGCUGAAGGAUGGCCAGAUAUCCGAGUCACUGGCUUCCAAAUUCAAAUGGGAAAAACUUUCCAACCGGAAAAAAAGAGAGAAGCCAAUGUACUACAUUGACAAGCGUACCAACAUGAGAGUGUUCAACAUGAUACCG
Molecule: messenger RNA, 477 nt
Organism: Iphiclides podalirius (scarce swallowtail)
Lineage: Eukaryota; Metazoa; Arthropoda; Insecta; Lepidoptera; Papilionidae
Source: the annotation of a GenBank genome assembly